Molecule: messenger RNA, 27055 nt
Organism: Podarcis lilfordi (Lilford's wall lizard)
Lineage: Eukaryota; Metazoa; Chordata; Lepidosauria; Squamata; Lacertidae
Source: the annotation of a GenBank genome assembly
GAAAGGGGGGUGAGGAGGACGAACCAAACAAAGCACCGCGCGUCCUAGCGUUCGUCUUCGUGCCUGUGCUCAUUGGCUAGUGGAGCCUGAGGUACGUCGCUCUCUGAUUGGUCGGACCUUGCUGUGGGAGGAGUCGGAAAAAGCAGCUGUCAUGGCGGAGCUGAGUGAAGCGCUACUCUCUGUACUGCCAUCCAUCCGGGUCCCCAAGGCCGGAGACCGCGUCCAUAAGGAUGAGUGCGCCUUCUCCUUCGACACCCCGGUAAGCUCCCGUAGGAAAGCGCCGGGCGCCGGAGGGAGCCCCCGUUGUCGCCGUAGACUCCGGCCGCCCAGGCUGUGGGAGCGGGGUGGGGGGAGGAGGUUAGCGUAGCCGGGCGCAAGGCACCAUGGGACUUGUAUUUUUCCCGGGGCGUGACGUCCCUUUCGAACCUGCUGCCAGGGAGCCGAAAGAGCACUACAGGUCCCAGCAGGCACUGCGGCCCAGUCACCUUUUCCUUUUUUCAGUUGCUUGCAAUACGCUUGGCUUACUGGGGAUUGUAGUUCUGAGGGAGGCCGCCGCCUUCCUCUUGGCUUAGGCCCGCGCCUUGCCUGCGGGCGCCCCACCCCGCCGCUUUCCUGGCCCCUUAUCCCUCUGACAGGCCGCCUCAGCCGUUCUGAAGAGAUACAAGGCAGUGCCGCUUCGAAGCUGAGGGGCGCGCGCGGCAUGCUGGGAGCUGUAGUUCUCGCGCCCGGCUGCCGGCUGUACGGCUGCGCUUCGCCGGACUACUGAAGUCUCUGGAACUAUCGGGGCGGGGCAUGCUGGGAAACGGAGUCCCUCUUAGUUGUGUGCUUGGCGGCGGCGACCCCCCCAGAAAACUGCAAAUCCCGAAGUCCUUUGCGGCGGGGGAAAGGGCAACGUUAGGCCUCUCAAUUUCGAAUCGCACGUGUGCUGCAUCACUGGCUCUGCAGCCACACCUUUUACAUGGGAUUGAUGCGACGAGGUCCUGAGCCUCUGGCAUCCGAGGUUUUCGUCUGUUUGUUUGUUUGUUUGCUUGCUUAUUUGUUUUGUUUUUCUUUUCAUAGUUUUUUUAAAAUAAUUUGAUUGAUUUCCAUUAUAUAAAAACCACACACAACUUAUACUAAGCUGGGAUCAGUCAGUCGGUAAUAAUAAUAAUAUUUUUUUAUUUAUACCCCGCCCUCCCCAGCCAUGACCGGGCUAACAACCAAUAAUAAAAACAAGUUGAUUAAAAUACAAUUUAAAAGAUUAAGAUACAACAUUAAAACAUUAGGAUGCAGUCUCUUCAUAGGAGGAGGAAGGAAAAAGAAAGAGGGGGAGGAAAUCAAACUGAUUCUAAGCCAAAGGCCAGGUGGAACAACUCUGUCUUACAGGCCCUGCGGAAAGAAAUCAGAUCCCGCAGGUCCCUGGUCUCAUGAGGCAGAGCGUUCCACCAGGCCGGAGCCAGUGUUGAAAAGGCCCUGGCUCUGGUUGAGGCUAAUCUAACUUCCUUAGGGCCCGGGACCUCUAGAGUGUUGCUAUAUAUGGACCUUAAGGUCCUCCGUGGGGCAUACCAGGAGAGGCAGUCCCGUAGGUACAUGGGUCCUAGGCCAUGAAGGGCUUUAAAGGUCAAAACCAGCACCUUAAAUCCGACCCUGUACUCCACCAGGAGCCAGUGCAGCUGGAAAAGCACUGGGUGAAUGUGCUCCCAUGGCAGAGACCCUGUGAGGAGCCUCUCUGCAGCAUUAUGCACCCGCUGGAGUUUCUGGGACAGCUUCAAGAGCAGUCUCACAUAGAGCAAAUUACAGUAGUCAAGCCUGGAGGUGACCAUCGCAUGGAUUGAUGCGACAAGGUCCUGAGCCUCUGGCAUCCAAGGUCUUCGUUUGCUUGUUUAUUUGUUUUGUUUUUCUUUUCAUAGUUUUUUUAAAAUAAUUUGAUAGAUUUCCAUUAUAUAACAACCACACAUACAACUUAUACUAAACUGGGAUCGUUCAGUCGGUAGAGCACGAGGUUCUUAAAUCUCAGGGUUGCGGGUUCGAGCCCCACCUUGGGCAAAAGAUUCCCGCAUCGCAGGGGGCCAGACUAGAAGAUGACCCUCAUGGCCCCUUCCAGCUCUACAAUUCUGUUAUUUUUAUUUAUUAAAUUUGUAUACCGCCCUUCGUCUAAAGAUCUCAGGGUGGUUCAUAGCCUAAAAAUACAGACCAAGAACACAAAAUAAAUAAUAAAAACAAGAACGAACCAAACCAAUACCUUCCCUGUCCAAACACGUUUAAAAGGACAUAGAAUGUUGAUCAGUCAAAGAUCUGGUUGAAGAGGAACAUUUUCGUCUGGUGUCUAAAGGUGUAUAAUAAAGGCACCAGACGAACCUGCUAUGAUUCUAUGUAAUAGCAACAAUGAAAAAAAUCUCUUAAGUAGCUUAUAUAAAAAUGAUUUUAAAAAAUAACACUGCAUUCAAUGUAAUUUCCUAAGAAAUAUAUAUAAACUGAACUCAACAGUAUAUCACAGAUAAAGCUGAGCAGUGUACAAAACAAAAAUUAAGAGUCAUGGAGAGUGUCGGUAAACGUGUAUGUUUAGUGCUCUGAGGUCAUUACUGCCUCCAUCUCACAAAUUGCCUAAAGGUGGGCGUUCCAGAGGGUGGGAACAGUUACAGAGAUGGCUUGCUUUCAUGUUGGCACCAACUGGCAAUCUGCUGGUCAUUGAACGGCCAGAAGCGUCUCCUUGAAAGAUCAGCUUGGGGACAUGGGCUGGCCACUGUGAGACUGUACAGUGUGCUAGACUAGAUGGGCCAGAAGAAUGAGUCUCUUCUAAACAACAGGAGAGUAGCCUCCUUUUUCUUAGCUCCCCACAAGCCUCCACAAAUGGGUAGGAAGGGAUUGUUUGAGGCACUUGACUGGGGCUGUUUGGUUGCAAUAAUUGGCAGCUUUGGGGACCCUGUCUGACAGGUUCUCAUUUGCAUUAUCACAUUCCAGGCCUCUCCAAACAUAGAUUGUUUCUACUAGCUGGGGAAAUAAUAAUAAUUUCCCAGCAACGGUGUGUUGCAGUUUGAGUCUUAUGAAAAUACGACAUUCCUGGGACAGAAAUUCUGGGGAGACAUAAUGAAUCCUUCACAACGAACAUGAUCAGAAAAAGUGCAUUUGAGACUAGCUGGCAGUCAUCAGGAAAAGCCCUGUGUCAUAAGAGAUGGCUGUAGAGUGAUUUUUGACACUGACAGGGUGAUGUCUAUCAUUUGGCAUGUUGUUCGCAUUCACCAGUACAGAACUAAUGCCACACGUAUUGUCAAGAUAGGGAUAAGCAUUCAGAUCUCACAAAAUCUGUCUCAAGCAGUUGGAUUCAAGGCCUCCUUAUCUGUAAUUUGGAAUCUAGGUGGCAAUGGUCAAUACCCACACGCUAUACUGUUUUAAAGCACCAUGCGUCUUGAUGGGAUUAUAUUAAAUAAAAAUCUGUAUUCUUUCAGAAACAGGUGCUGUUGUCUGCUAUGUUUGAGUUUAACACUACAUUAAAUCUCAAUCCCAGAAAGGACUUGAAUGCCAUAUUUCUACUGUUGCCCAUUACAAUAUUGCACAUGGACCCAAAUUUCCUGAAAAUGAUAUGCAGCAGUACUGUCCAUAGGUAGAUUUGGAAUCAAACAUCCUAUAAUAAAAAGACUGAUCUGCUUUUAAGAAAAAAUGGAAACAAAAUGUUCGAUUUCAGAAUAGGGAUGCUUCACCACGCACACCUCAAACCAUGUUCUACCUUGCGGGGAAGAGUUUGAGAAACAGCAGCUACCUGAGAUUUAUCCAGCUUUGGGUGUUUUCAUGGUGCCUAAUACAAACUGCUAUUGGAGGAUGUGUUCAGAAAAUCUAGCGCUGUGCCUGUUACUCGGUUCACUCUUUUAACUGUCAGAAUUAUCCAAUUAAUUUAAAAGCAACUUUUACAAGUUGUAAAAAAUCCUGCAUAUACUUUCUAUGCAACAGAAGUUCUUCCCCAGGUUCAGCUUCACCAAUUGAUUAGGAUUUAUUGUGAUAACCAGAUCAAAAGUUUUUUAAUGAGGACACACCCGGUGUUCGCAAUUAGCCAGGCACAUUCUGCAUCUGGCUUUUGACCAUUUGCGGCCAAGUGAAGAUGGCUGGGCGCCAGGAUGGCACCUGAUGUCUCAACCAGCUGGAGGUGCGUGCCUGGCGGUCCUUAGAUCUUGCCUGUUUUCACAAACUAAUCCCCCAGCCUUUAGAAUUCUAUCAGUUAUAUUUUAUUUUCUGCACAAUCGGAAUGAAUUUUUGGAACCAAAAUACUUUUUCUGUGCAGCCUGAGCAGGAGCAGUCACCAUUAAGAAAAAAAGAGGUAGGAAUAGGACUAUAUACGUGGACUGUCCCUGAAUCAAGGGACUUUUCUUCUUUAAGCUCUCAAAAGUUCUUAACCUAGCUCAAGGCUGCCAUCUGAACUAGCCAGAUGUUUAAAUGAUAAUCGCAUUCAGUUAAAAGAUCAUUUUAUCAUUUAAAAUAUAAGACUUAAGCGCUGUCUUGCCCCCAAAUAGCAACUGGACUUUCUGUUUUGGCGGCUGCAACCUUGGUUUAAGAAUCCAUUUGGCGCCCAGCUUAUAUAUCUGAAUUUUUAACACUGGAUACACGCCCAGUCAGUGGGGAUAAAAGAGGAGAGCACUGGUUGUUCACUGAGAUGAAUAUUGUACUGCUUCCUGGACAGUAAAAGCAGCCUAGACCACAGGAGGGAGGGAGGCUUGCAGUCCAGUGUCUGCCUAAGGAGGGUGAUUCCUGGCAGCAGGUCAGAUGUUUGAGGGUGGAGCACAGCUGCAUAAGGAGCCAGACGGCAACUAUUACUCAGCAAGCAGAAACCAGGAAUAUAGGAGUAGACUGGCAACUUUCUCUCCAACACAGAAUGAUUGUGAUAGCACAGAGACUGCUUGGCCUGAAAGAGAGUCUGGUAAGGCUCUUCUCCAAAGAUCAGCUUCAUCUCUUCUCCCUUCCCUGCUGCUCUUUAUCUGCCUGCCACAUUCCUGGGAGCAAAGAUGCCCAGGAGGCUGGUUCAUCUUGAGCGAGUGUCUGGCCAUGCUGGGAUUUGUGGGAUUGGAAGAAAAAUGGAUCGACAACCGAUCUGCCUUGAGUAGCAUCCUUAACCUCUGUGCAGAAAGCCGGUCCAUGAAAUAAAUAAAAAAAUUGCAAAUAUAACCGGGGGAGGGGGAGGAUAGAAAAAUAAUAGGCUAACAGUAACAACAGAAAUAUUCCAUCAUAUGUAACUUAAAUGAAUAGAUUGAUAUAUGCAGUUCAUAUGUCCAAACAGGCAUCUAAACAAGACUGACAAUUGUAAGCCAGCCCUAAGCUUUAUCAAGUUACACAGGGGUAAAAGGCAAUGCAGAAGAACACACCAAAUGACCUGUCUCUUUCUCGAUCUUCAUAGUUACGCUUUACUCAAAACUUUAAGCUUUUUCCUUGGGUCUUUGAUGUCUCAUGAAGUGUUUAAAAAUAAUAAUAAAUAGCAAGUAUCAAAUCACUGCAUGAAUCUAUUGCGUGCUCACACUCACAUUUAGGCACUAAACCAGACCAUAGCUAAGCAUGAGCGUGUGGGUACUCACAGCCAAAGUCACAGCUGCUUUGCUUCUCCCUCAGUUCUGCUGCUGCUGAGCUACCCAGAUUGAAGCCAUGGUUUGGCUUUGUUUUGUUUUAAGUGUUAAGCUGGGCUCGUGGUUUGUCUCGCUCCACACAAACCACAAGCUGCAGCCAAGGUAUGUUCUUCACUAACUGCUGGUGGUUUGUCUGAAGGAUACAAACCACAAGCCCUAGUUCAAACAUAACACUAAGCCAAACUGUGACUUAGCUACAGGUAACGGGUAGUUCAGCAGCAGGAGGACCAGAGGCAGAACAAAAGCGGCUGCGAUUUUUCCUCUGAAUACAUUUGUGUGUUCACAUUUUGAUAUGAUUUGUUUUAUAUGAACUCAACCUUAGAAUACUUUGUGUGUGUGGUUCUGGUUCCUCUGUCUCCAAAACAUCAUUGGCUGAGUAGGCUAUGGAAAAUGAUAACUAAAAGAUAGUCCAGAGAGGAAGCAGCCUCGCACCCUGUGACAAGUGAAAAUGCCUCAAACCUGGAAAUCCUCCAUAUUAAAGACAAGGGACAAAACGUGACGUAGACCUCUAAUUUGAACCACUUCAGUUUGAAUGGCUUGAAUGAUGUUCCACUUAAAAUCGCCCAUGCACAUGUCAAGCUGGUAUGUUGACACAAUGGUUUCAGUCUAUCCUUCUCACUGGCACACUUAACUGUGCAGGCUUUUAAUUUAAACUGUGCGGGGGGAGGACAUGCAAACAUUUGAUUUCCCCGCUUGUAGAAUCUGGUCCACUCCAGUGCAGACUGUGCAGCUUGGUUUGUAGGCUGGAUUUGGUUUUCAAAUGCAGUUUGUAGACUGGGCUGCCUUUAGGCCCCGAUUCUGAAGAGUGCAGAAAAACAACAACACAGAAUGUAGUGUUGGGUGUAGAACUCAGCUUCCUGAAGAUUGCACAGAUGUGCUUGGAAGUUGUGUGGCAAAGAGCCUGGAAUCUUUAAGAAAUUGUUAAAAACGAGAGAUUUGCAGAUGGAAUACAUUUGGAUAGCUUAGGCUGCGGGCUUUUAGCUUUUGGGGGCAUAGAAUCUUUGUGAUAUUGUUGUUUAAAAAAAAAGUUGGAUUACUCAUGGCACUGCAGACUCAUCAACAACCCCUCAACCCCCAUACCUGUUGAAUGUCCUCGUAUUUCUAUUCUACAGGAGUCUGAUGGAGGCUUGUAUAUUUGCAUGAACACAUUCCUGGGCUUUGGAAAGCAAUAUGUGGGGAAGCAUUAUGAGAAAACAGGUCAGCGAGUUUAUCUACAUCUUAAGAAGACACGCAAGUUGGUAAGACUAGCUGGCUUUCUAUCUUAUGCGCUUGAACUGCUUGAGCUGAGAAAGUGGGGUUCACGUGUUUAACUUUCUGAGCAGGGGAAGAAAUUCUAGGUCCCAAUGGCUACUGCCUUGUGGGCUGUGGCCCAGUCUUUGGGAUGGCUUCCUAACUACCUCCCUCUUGAUUUUCCUCCAGAAAGAAGAAGAUACCAACUCCAGCUCCGGAGAUCCUCCUAGGAAGAAACCAACGCGUCUAGCUAUUGGUAAGCAACUAUCCCUGCUCCUCUUUGGUACCCUGAGGAUGAAGUCCUUGCAUAUAUUUGGGCUACAGUUUUCCUAGUAGUAAAGACUGCAGGAAAGCUGAUAUUUCCCAUUCCCUUUUAGAUCAUACAUGUCCUAAGCUGGGGGCUCUGAUGAUGUGGAGUCUGGUGUUUGGCUCAGACUUCUGCUUCCUGAUCUUAUGUUGUCUCUUGCACCUCUCAUUUGCUGCUGUUAUGCUUCUUUUUUGGCAGGCGUGGAAGGUGGGUUUGACAUCCCGGAGGAGAAAUAUGAGUAUGAUGAAUAUGUCAAAAUAGUCAUUUUACCAGAGCACUUGGAUAUUCCUCGAGAUGGACUGGAGGGUCUGCCAGAUAUGGUCAAGGACAGGGUAGGCUCUCUGUUUCAUCGGAAUGGGGGGGGGCAGUCCUGGAUUGUUUGUUGGGGGCAGAAGAAAGGCCAAGUACUGGGGCUUGGCGGGGGGGGGGGGAAGUAUCGAGGUGCCUUGGCAGAACUCUGUCUGCAGGUGCAAUGCAGGUGUGUGGGUUAGGAGACACUGGAAGGCUGACCCUCUCCUCUUGCCCAUUCAGAUUUCCAGUGCAAUUGAAGCGAUUCUGACAGCAGACUCUGCCUCGCGGAAGCAGGAGGUGCAGGCCUGGGAUGGGGAGGUUCGGCGUGUGUCAAGGCACGCCUUCUCACUGCAGCAGCUCCAGAAUGCCGUGCGUAUCCCUCCUUGGUGAGUUUGAUUGCAAAGUCUCAGCAUAAUAAUACAAUUAAGAAUAUUUAUUUAUUUAUACCCUGCCCAUCUGGCUGGAUUUCCCGAGCUACUCUGGGUGGCUCCCAACAGAAUAUUAAGAACACAUUAAAACAUCAAAAACUUCCCUAAACGGGGUUGCCUUCAGAUGUCUUCUCAAAGUCAGAUAGUUGUUUAUUUCCUUGACAUCUGAUGGGAGGGCGUUCCACAGGGCAGACACCACUACCGAGAAGUCCCUCUGCCUGGUUCCCUGUAAACUCACUUCUUGCAGUGAGGGAACCGCCAGAAGGCCCUCGGAGCUGGACCUCAGUGUCUGGGCUGAACGAUGGGGGUGGAGACGCUCCUUCAGGUAUACUGGGCCGAGGCCAUUUAGGGCUUUAAAGGUCAGCACCAACACUUUGAAUUGUGCUUGGAAAUGUACUGAGAGACAAUAUAGGUCUUUCAGGACCGGUGUUAUUUGGUAUCGGUGGCUGCUCCUUGUCGCCAGUCCAGGUGCCGCAUUCUGGAUUAAUUGUAGCUUCCGGGUCACCUUCAAAGGUAGCCCCACGUAGAGCGCCUUGCAGUAGUCCAAGUGGGAGAUAACUAGAGCCUGCACCACUCUGGCAAGACAGUCUGCGGGCAGGUAGGGUCUCAGCCGGCAUACCAGGUGGAGCUUGGUAGACAGCUCCCCUGGACACAGAAUUGACCUGCGCCUCCAUGGACAACUGUGAGUCCAAAAUGACUCCAUCCCUCUGCUGAGUCCCGUAGCAGGAGGAAGGGACUCCUUUGACGCUUGCCAAGUCUUCCCGCCUGCUCUCACCUGAGGAUGCAAGCCCGCAAAUUCUCCAGGAAGGAGACAGGCUUGCGUGUGUGCCUAUGCCCGGGCUUGCUUGUACAUGGCUGCCUGCCUGCCUGUUCCUGGUGGGCUGAAAGUCGCAGUGGCUGAGAGAAGUCGCUUAUCCCCCACCUGUUUCCAUUGCCAGUGGCUGGAAGUGCAGCAAGUGCGACAUGCGCGAGAACCUGUGGCUCAACAUGACCGAUGGCUCCAUCUUGUGUGGACGACGCUACUUUGACGGUAGCGGGGGCAACAACCACGCAGUGGAACAUUACCGGGAAACGGGCUACCCAUUGGCCGUGAAGCUGGGAACAAUCACUCCUGAUGGAGCUGGUGAGCGAAGUGUCUAGCUGAGGCUGCAGCCAAGUCUCUGUCCUGACAAUGUGGGAAUGUUAAGGAUAGUAGGAAAGGAUGUAUUGAAUGAGUAUUAUCCCUCCCUCCCUCACGCUAGUGAAGUGAUGUAGCAGAGCAAAUUCCCCUCAAUAUAGCUGGAAGCUAGUUUGCAGGUUUGUUUGAAUCUCUUAGUUAAGAUUAUUUCCUGGUGUCCCAUUUGACAAUAAUUAUUAUUAUUAUUAUUAUUAUUAUUAUUAUUAUUAUUUGUACACCACCCUCCCCGGCCGGAGUCAGACCCAGAGCGGCUAACAUCAUAUAAAUAAUACAAUAUGCAUAAAAACAUAAGACACAAAAGUCUUUCUGAGUAAAGUAACAAAAAGUUUACUCACAUUUCAGUUCACGAUUUGGUCCCUGAAAGGCAGGCUCUGCUUAGUAUUUACACAAACAGACAGUGAGUUCAUCUCAUAUGGAGACUGAACUCAUGUGCUGCUGGCUGAGAGCCAGCAGACAGCAGAAUUACAUUAAUAGAACAAAAUGGCUGCAGGAGAACAGCAUUACAGCAAAGAACAGUAAGCAAGAGAGCAAGCGAAGCAAGACAACAGACUGAGAAAAUGGCUGCAUGAUGGCUCUUUUAUGGAGUCAGCCACGCCCAUCUCCCAGGUCACAUGCAGGGGGAAGAUGCUCCAGUCCAGUGGAACAGGAAGUUACAGGAAUGUUGCAUUUGACUGUACCAAUGGAUUACAUCCUGCAGACAAGACAGGUGCUAGAAUAGUUUUUGGAGUCUGUGGCCACGGAUAGAUUCUCUUGUUUGUGCUCUUGCUAUGAAGCAGUUACAGUCAUAGGGGUCUGCAUGAAGCCUUUGUUGCCUGGGCCCAAGGACAGUUUGGGUUGGUACUGACUCCUCUUUUCCCCACCAACUUGAAGUGAGCACGGCUAUUCUUGCACAUGCCAACAUUCUUCCACGAUUGGGAGGCCUGCUAGGGCAGUUGGUUUGCUACAUAUCCUAGAAGCCUGCCUUGCUCCACCAGGAAUGACCACAUGUUCUUGGGGCAGGGGAGUCAGAAAUGAGUUUUGCUACACGCCCUUGCAUGCAAACAGGCUCUGGCAGACUGAGCAGAUGAGACUAAUAGUCGGUCCAGUGGUCAAGAAGGCGGUUUCUGCACCUGCUGUAGAGGGAAGUGAGGGGCAGAUGGGGCUCAUCAACCUAGGAAGGUAGCCCCUCUAGAAGAAGGAAAACUCUGAUCCUAAACCUCCGCUGCCUUGCAGGAUCUCUGCUGUUAUUGAGCAUAGGUGCUUCACAGUUAAUGAGAGACAUAUAUUUCUGCACAACUGGAAGGCCUGGCUCUUUGCCCACAUUUUGUACGAAGGAAAGGUUUUGGACAUACAGUCAUACCUUGGUUGUCGAGCGGAAUCUGUUCCGGAAGUCCAUUCGACUUCCGAAAACGUUCAACAACCAAGGCGCGGCUUCCGAUUGGCUGCAGCAGCUUCCUGCACUCAGUUGGAAGCCACGUUGGACGUUCGGCUUCCAAAAAAUGUUCACAAACCACAGCACUCACUUCCAGGUUGAUGGCGCUUGGGAACCAAAACGGAUGAGUACCAAGGCAUUCAACAAGCAAGGUACAACUGUACCUUGGUUUUGCAAGGCCUUGAAGAGCCAGAUCAGCUUACUUAAACAACUGAGUGUGUCCCAUCAGCUGCCAGUUGGCAGACCUUCUCGACCAUGAGCUGCAACCAUCCCUUCCAUAAGUAAUAUGGGCCAAUAGUAUUGUACAUUAAUCCUGCAAAAUAGGCGUAUAAAAGAUUUAAUGUUGAAAUUUUAAGUAGCAUUUUUUGCAUGCAGCUUUCAAAAACGACACCCCUGCCCUGCAUUACUCAAAGUGCAGUCAAAGAUAGUUCAUCUUCUCUCCUGUAUUUUUAAAAAAUAAUAGGACUGCUGGGGACCAGAUAGAAUUUAUCUUGCUGGCUCAAGCAGCAUUCAACCUGCUGGGCUGCCCCAGGUGGUCAUCCCUGCUCUUGAGGAUUUCUGUAGGUGGAACAGCACCAAAAAGCUGUUGGUUUCCACCUCCCCUCCCAAUGUUUCCUUUCUCCUUAGAUGUCUAUUCAUACGAUGAAGACGACAUGGUUUUGGACCCCAACCUGGCAGAGCACCUGGCUCAUUUUGGGAUUGACAUGCUCAAAAUGCAGAAGGUGAGAAGGGGCGAUGGGAGUGUUGCUUCCUGCCCUGAGAUUUUCAUGGCCACUCGGGCUUGAGAUUUUCACAUGUGACACUAGGAUGGGAUAUGGAUUUGCCACUGGAGUAGCUCAAAGGCUUUCGGACAAAUUGGGAUCGAGAGAGAGAGAGAGACUGCCUGUUGUCGUUUAGUCGUUUAGUUGUCUCCGACUCUUCGUGACCCCCUGGACCAGAGCACGCCAGGCACUCCUGUCUUCCACUGCCUCCCACAGCUUGGUCAAACUCAUAUUCGUAGCUUCGAGAACACUGUCCCACCAUCUUGUCCUCUGUCCUCCCCUUCUCCUUAUGCCCUCCAUCUUUCCCAACAUCAGGGUCUUUUCCAGGGAGUCUUCUCUUCUCACAAGGUGGCCAAAGUAUUGGAGCCUCAGCAUCAGGAUCUGUCCUUCCAGUGAGCACUCAGGGCUGAUUUCCUUAAGAAUGGAUAGGUUUGAUCUUCUUGCAGUCCAUGGGACUCUCAAGAGUCUCCUCCAGCACCAUAAUUGCCUGUUACCAACUCCUAAUGCCAGACUGUGGCCAGAAUAAUUCUUCUGUCUUUGAUUCAAUGUUUUAGCAAGAUAAAUUCCAAGUAGCCUAGAUGGAGAGUGGGGAGAGGGCUCUUGAGUUCUUUGUAAGCUUUCUCACAUGCCGCCUUUGUUGUGACUUACUCCAUUAAUUUUCCCUGGAUCAGCAACUCUUGGGGGAGGGGCAUUUUCUGAGCAUUUUCUGUGGUUCUUUCUUCCCAGACUGACAAGACGAUGACAGAGCUAGAGAUUGACAUGAACCAGCGGAUUGGUGAGUGGGAGCUGAUCCAAGAGUCCGGGGUUCAGCUCAAGCCACUCUAUGGCCCUGGCUACACAGGCAUCCGUAACCUGGGAAACAGCUGCUAUCUCAACUCAGUAGUGCAGGUGUUGUUCAGCAUACCAGAUUUCCAGCGGAAGUAAGUGACCUGGAGGAGGCCUCCAUUGUGCCUGUAGCUGCAGCAAAUUGUAUUGAAUCACUUCUGAGAGUGCAAACAGAUAUCACCUGUAAUAUAGCAAUCUUAACACCUUCAGAGAUGAGAGCAUAGCGUAGUAUGGUGUCAUUUUAGAGGGUGAAACAUAAUUUUUGCAAGUUUCUUCAGCUGAAGGGUCUCAAAAAUAUGUUUUUGGGUGUGAGGAAUUCAAAUCUGCUAUUAUUUUUAUGAUUAGACAACAUUUAGCUUGGUAUGUCUGCGUUUGAUGAAGAGGCACAAAUGGCUUUUGGAAAAACAAAGAAAUUUUAUUUUGCCUUCUGAAAAUGUCAGGCAAUACUAAAUAAUAAUAAGAGGAAGCAACAAUAUGAAGCAAUAAUAAGCAAUAAAAAUAAUACUAAUGUAUCUAACUGCAGAUAUUUGGCAAUCAUUUUUAAUGAUUUCUUUGAAAUUUUACACACAUUUUACUUACCAAGCAAAACUAAAUUAUAUCGAUUUAACCAAAAUAUCUUUUGAAUUCACAAGGUAUGUUACAGCAUUUUAGCUCUCUUCAUUUUUGGAAUUUGAAAGUUGAAAAAAAAUCAACGUGUCCUGAUAGCGUAGCCCACGUUCAUUCUCUCUGCUUCUAAUUAAGUUAAAAUAAACCAUUUGUGGGCCUUGUCUAAAGCUUUGUACAUCUAGCAGACCUACAAAAUUCGGAUAAUGAUUUUCAGUGAGUUUUGUUGCUGUUGUUCAGUGUGUACCCUGCCACACCUCAGGCACUGGGAAUGGGCGAGAGUUCAUCAGUCACAAAACCGCUUGCCACAGUUCUUUAAUUAAAGCCCACCCUCCUUGCUUCUGGCUAUCAGAAGCCAACUUGAAUGAAAACACACUGCUUCCGGAAGCCAUGCCAAACAGGAGUCUCCAGAGGAAGGAUAUUUCAGAGCUGAGGGGCAGCUAUCUCUCUCAGCAUUAUUCAAGUUGGUACCUAAGCAAGGUCAUAUUCAGGGGACAUUCCAACUCCAAACAUGCAAUAGAGACCCAAAAGCAAGAGAUGUUUCUCUACUGCUCCAAGGCCAAGACAUGCGCAUUAUUAUUAUUUUCACAAAACGAGGUUGAGAUUAUUUGGGCCCCCAAACCCCUGAAUCUUGCCAGCUCUGCUGUUCUGAAUUAUGCAACCGUGGGUUCACUGAACUGUUCUUUUUCGUUUGCUUGCUUGCAUUCUAGGUAUGUAGACAAGCUAGAGAAAAUAUUCCAAAAUGCUCCUGCUGAUCCGACACAGGACUUCAACACCCAAGUGUACGUAGUGCUCUUUCUGUCAUGGGCUGCAUUCCCUCGGGGGUUGUCUGUGUUAGCGGCUGCUGCGCUGCUAGCGGGGUACAGCCACCCCUUCUCUCUCUUUCUGCCACAUGCCACACCCCUUUCUUCCUCCCUCUCCCCAGCCAAUGGAUUGCCAGAGGAGAGUCAGACAGAUCUCUCUUGCCAGAGGUCUGAGCUGAUGGAUGGCAGAAGGCCUUCUGCCUCCUGACCCACAUCCAUUUCAGCUCCCCCCCCCCAUCACCUGUGAAACUAGACUGCUAGACCCCUGGGUGCCAGUCUCUGCCCCAAAGGGACAGGGUUGGGGACUAAAGUGAGGGGUUUCUUCCCUCUCUUGCUACUGCCCCUCAUGUUUGUCACUGUUUGCCAGUGAACAGAGUGUGCUCACUAAGCAAAAGCAGCGACAAUUUGAGAAACAUUCUGUGCUGAUUGGGGUGCUGCCACAUUUUGUAGAAUUGUGAGGGUUUAGAAAUCUAAGGACACAGCUAGAUUGGUAAAGAAAAGGUGUUUUAUGUGUGUAGUAUAUGCAUUAUAACACUGUGGCACCAGACUUGGGAGUUCCAUUUUUGCCAACCCGAUUUCUCAUACAAAGUUUAAAGCGUGUUUGCCUGAAACAGUUCUUUGAUGUGUCUAGAUCAGGCAUAGGCAAACGCAGCCCUCCAGGUGUUUUGGUACUACAACUCCCAUCAUCCCUAGCUAACAGGACCAGUCGUCAGAGAUGAUGGGAAUUGUAGUCUCAAAACAUCUGGAGGGCCGAGGUUGAGGAAGCCUGGUCUAGAUGCAGUCUGUUAAAAUGAAAUCCAAGAUUUUGGGAUUAUUAUUAUUUUUUAAAAAACCCUGAAUUGUGUGAAUUAGUUUUUGUUUCAGAUGUGGGGAAUCUUUGGCCCACCAGGUGCUGCUGAGCUAUGAAUUACAUCCGCCCAGCAAACAUGACUAAUAGCCAGGGAUGAUGGGAGUUGUAGUUCAGCAACACCCGGUGGGCCAAAGGUACAUCACACCUGUUCUUGAAAAGAAAAAGCUUUUAAGCAAAGGUUGGAUGGCUGUCUGUCCUGGAUGCUUUAGCAGAGAUUCCUGCACCUUAGAGUCCCUUCCAGCUCUAUAGCUCAAGGAAAAGCUGGAUGCCACCAAUCCUGAGAUCCCUAUCCCUUGGAAAAGACAUAUUGUACUGUUUGCAGAAUUCCUUGAACACGGUUGACACUGAGAGGCUCCUAAAUCACUCCAAGUAUUAGAGCCCAAACACUGAUCUUUUGUGUGAAGCGGGAGGUGCCCAUCAAGAUUUCAGCAGGCUACAAGGUUAAAACUCACAAGGUCAUGCUUUUAUUAUCCAUGUCAGGGCUGAUUACAUUUAUCUGCUUUUCCAGAGCCAAGUUGGGCCAUGGGUUACUCUCUGGGGAAUAUUCAAAGCCAGCUGCUUCAGAUGGAGAGCAGCAGCUGGACCAGAAGGUAGGGUUAUGAAGCCCAUUUGUCCCUGAGCUUGGAAGGAGGCUUCCUAAAUCAGUUACAGGCAGGGUGGAUAAAAAUAUAUAUAUAUUUUUAAUUUUAAAAUCAGAUUUUUAAAAUUUAAAUCGGAUUUUUUGGAUUUAAAUCAGAUUUUUAAAAUAAAAUGAUUUUGGAGAAAAAUUCCUUCUAAAGAUAGUUUUCAAAUUAAGUUAUAUUAUAGUCCAAAGGCUAUUCAUCAGGAAAUAAGGAUUUGUUUUAAGUUUUUCAUGUGUGCUAAAACUCAGUCUGUUUGUUUUUUAAAUUGUUUAACCACAUCAGUUAACAAACAUGGAUACAAAUGCUAUGAUGUUAUUGUUUUAGUUAAAUAAAUUGUUUCACUUGUUAUUAAGGAAAUGAUUACUUUUCUCCUUCCAAUAAAGUACAGCAGAAAAGUUGUCCAAAUAUGAACAGUUUACGUAGUAAACCUCACAAUAAUUUCAUAGUUAUCUGUCUUAAUGUAUUUCUAAUAGUAGAACCAAAUCAGUAAUUUUUGAUAUAGCUGUAAAAACUAUUCUGAAAAUUUACUAUUCCAAAAAUGAAACAUUCAUCUGGUUGUAAAGAUUAAGAUUAUACCAGCAAAAAUGAGUCUUUCUGUAAAAAAAAAAUUUAAAUCAAGUCUUACUGACUUGUGAUUUAAAUUGAUUUAAUUUAAAUCAAAUCCACCCUGGUUACAGAUCUCUCCUGGUUGAAGCAAAUGUCUCUUCUCCUUGCAGGGCAUUCAAGAUGGCAUCGCACCUCGAAUGUUUAAAUCACUUGUUGGCAAAGGUCAUCCAGAAUUCUCUACUAAUCGGCAACAAGACGCUCAGGAGUUCUUCCUGCACUUCAUUAACAUGGUGGAGGUAACAAUUCCCGGGCUUUAGGAAAUGGAUUUCUACUUAUACUGGAUAGAAAUGGCAGGAAGGGUACUUGGGCCGGUGACUAGGAGUUGUUUGGCAGGCCAGCACUGAAUGCUGCCACCAGAGGGAAAGAGGGAGAAGGCUGCUGACAGUAUUGUCAUUGGAAGAGAGGAAAUACCGUAUAUACUCGAGUAUAAGCCGACUUUUUCAGCACACUUUUUAUGCUGAAAAAAACCCCCUCGGCUUAUACUCGAGUAUAAGGAAUGUUGGGUGUGCCAUUGGCUUAGGCAGGGUGCUGUCUAGGCCCAAAAGAGUGCUUCCUCAACAGCCGAAGCAAGUGCUUUCCUGAAAGUCCAGAAGCCUGGAAGCUUUGGCAUAGGCUUUUAAAGGAGAGGCGGACAGAGUAGCUUUUGCUUGUUUGGAUCCUUGCUCCUGGAUCCUCUCCUCCAGUAUGUAUGCUGUUGCUGGCCCUAACGCCUCUCCUUCCUGUUCCCAUAUUUUCCUUCCUCAGAGGAACUGCCGUAGCUCCGAGAACCCCAACGAGGUCUUCCGCUUCUUGGUGGAGGAGAAGCUCAAGUGUUUGGCCACGGAGAAAGUGAAAUACACCCAGCGCGUUGAUUACAUCAUGCAGCUGCCGGUGCCCAUGGAGGCAGCGCUGAACAAAGGUGGGGAGCUGUGAUGUCACUGGUGUCUCCCCACCUCCCCUCCGUCCUUUGCAGACCUUUAUUUCUGUGCUCAAAGUGGUAUGUGCAAGAGCAAUGGUCUCCUUUCCACCCCAAGCAAAGCUUACUCUACCGCAACAUUUCCCGAACGUAGGUCUCGGACUGUUGGACUACAACUCCCAUCAUCCCUAGCUACCAGGACCAGUGGCUAGGGAUGAUGGGAACUGUAGUCCAAAAACAGCUGGAGACCCAAGUUUGAGAAACCCAGCUGUAUCAUUUCCCUGUGAUUUUCAUGAGGGUAAUGGCCAGCCAAUUCCCUUUUCCUUGCUCCACUCUGAAACUGGCCGAGCCUUGCUAUGAGGUUCUAGGAACACUAAAACCCUGUUCAUAGCAGCUGCCUCUGUGUCUCUCCACCUCUGCCCUAUCUGUCAUCUAGGGUGCAUGCACAUCAUGCACUAAGCAUGGAUUUAAGGGAGAGAAUACUGCAGAGCUUUUCCUGUGGUUUUUGUUGUUAUUAUUAUUAAUAAAAAAUUUAUACCACCCUUCACCCGAAUAAUAGAUAAUAACAAAUAAUAGAUAAAGAAUUUCAUCUGGAGUUCGCCAGCAACAGCACAAUUUAACACCCUGCACAAGGAUUUGUGUCUGGUUGGUAGCUGUUCUAAUCCUAAUUAAUCAAUGGCCGUUUAAACUGUUUGUGGCGGGGGGGUACUGUUUUUGUUUGUCACGAUGGUGUGUAUUUUUGGAACAUACCAGCAAGAAUUUUAAGAAAGAAGAAAGGUGAAAGAUGCUGCCACUAGCAUGGCAGUGGACACAGGGAAUUAUGUAAUGGAAAUUGCAGCUGGCCAGUCCAUUUUCCAUGACCUAUAGCCAAACCUAAUGAUAAAUCCCUUGUGUGCUUCUUUUUGCUUUUUCCUGCAGAUGAGUUGCUAGAAUAUGAAGAAAGAAAGCGGCAGGCCGAGGAGGAGAAGCAGCCGCUGCCCGAACUGGUCCGUGCCAAGGUGCCUUUCAGCUCCUGCCUAGAGGCCUAUGGGGCCCCAGAGCAAGUAGAUGACUUCUGGAGCACAGCCUUGCAGGCCAAGUCUGUGGCGCUCAAGUGAGUUGGGGGAGCAGGGAGGCAGUGCUAGCAAGUUUGAAAUCCGGGGCAUGCAAGGAAAUAAACCUUGCUGAGGAUUGCAUUUGUGUCAUCGUAGUACAGUUGUACCUUGGAAGUCGAACGGAAUCCGUUCCGGAAGUCUGUUUGACUUCCGAAACAUUCGGAAACCAAACCGCAGCUUCCGAUUGGAAGCCGCGUCGGACAUUCGGCUUCCAAAAAUAGUUCGCAAACUGGAACACUCACUUCUGGGUUUGCGGCGUUCGGUAUGCAAAACGUUCGAGAACUAAGCUGUUUGAAAACCAAGGUGCGACUGUAUUAGUGCCAUUGUGGAGUUGUUUCCUGUUGCUGUGAAGCUUUUGUGUCGUUCAAUGAUCUUCCCAAGGAACUGGACCCUACCAAAUUGCAGACAGUUUUCCUAAAACAGGACCCCUUUUCCCCAUGUAGGAAAACACUAAGUGUGGCAGAGGAGCACCAGCUGGGCAGACACCAGGCUCUUGCACAGACAGGCCUGGUUGGCAGACAUUGGGCACAGUUUGAAGUCCUGGCUGGAGGCAUUAGUGGCUUUGACAAACAAUGCAUAUUAUAAGAUUUGAGAAACAAAGCUGCACCACCGAACCAGAGCUGAUGAGGCCCAGAGAGUGGGAGACCUAGGUGCUAGAAACCUGUGUGACACAAUUUCCAGUCAUGUUUCUCAUCAUCGGAAACAAAAGGCAUGAGCCCAUUUGCCUCCCCUUGCAGCACCAGUGACCAAGGGAUGACGUGCCAUGGUUUGGUAACGUUCCCCUUCAUUGUAUACAGCUUACCUGAAUGGGUAGGCAAACUAAGGCCUGGGGCCCAAUCACCUUCUAAAUCCAGCCCACGGAUGGUCCAGGAAUCAGCGCGUUUUUACAUGAGUAGAAUGUGUCCUUUUAUUUAAAAUGCAUCACUGGGUUAUUUGUGGGGCAUAGGUAUUCGUUCAUUAUUAUUUUUUCCAAAAUAUAGUCCCAGCCCCCCACAAGGUCUGAUGGACAGUGGUGAAAAUGUUGAAAGUGGCUGAAAAUGUUUGCUGACCCCUGGCUAGAUCCUACAUAGGAGAUACUCCCCUCACCUGCAUAUUUUCCAUGAGUUGGGUCUGCUGUUCUCCCACUGCCCACAGGAUUUGUGGAGAAAACAAAAACCUGGGCUGUUGCUCCCUCUCAAUUUGUGCAGAUUGUGGCUGAUGCUAUGGCAGCUGGGAAAGUGAGAGGGGCUCUUUACUGCCUUGCCUUAGUCAAGUAAUUACCCAGAAUGGCGCGCCCUGCACAGCUUCUUGACUUGGGAGGGAAUAGCUCAAAUCAUAUUUGGAUAUCCCUCAUAUCCAAAGUUAACUCCAGCCCCUUGGCAAAUUCCCUACCUGGGAAUAAUUUGGGGAGGAGGGGAAGACUGAGCAACAACAGCCUCCUUAGCCAGAGAAGUGGCUGCAAUCACACAGGUGCAGCUGCCUGUGAAGGAUGUCUGCUUCAUCCUGUUUCCCCUCAGUCCAUUUCCUCCUCGUUUUGCUAGCUAGUGGAUGGGGAAAACUACUGGGUUCUUCCAUUUGGAAGGCUGCCAAGUGCCAUGGCCUGAUGUUCUGCCAGCAUGUCUCCCUUGUCUACAACCAGAAACAGCCCGUCUGCUAUUCAUUGUAAUUUAUGACAAUGAAUGGACUGAUUCAGUCAGUAUAUGAGAGAGAGAGAGAACAUCCUUCUCUCUCUCUCUCUCUCUCUCUCUCUCUCUCUCUCUCACACACACACACACACACACACACACUGUGCAUAAUUGCUCACUCACUAAAACACACUUGGAUUCUGAGCAAGCUUUGAAUGAAUAAAAGUAAAAGAAACACAUGCCAGGCACAGGGAGGAGACUGAUUAGCUACAAUCUGCAAAUCCAUAUCACAGAGGAAUGGGAUCUGGGUGGGACAACUUCUUCUUCUUUGGCGAUGACUCGUAGCUGAGUAAGAUUGUCUUCCAUAAACACGGUUUUAACAAUGAGUCUGUAAGUGACUGUGGAGGCCAAUUCUGGAUCCACACAUCCUUCCACAGUGGGGACAUUGGUUUCCGGGUGUGAGUUGAUCACGGUGUGGAUUUGCCAAGCGUGCCUUCCUCUUAGCACGUUUCUCCCUUGCAUCCUGAGUUUGAGUGUCUUCAAAGCCCAUGACACCUUUGAUAAAGGCUGUUCUCCAACUGGAGCGCUCACAGGCCAGUGUUUCCCAGUUGUCAGUGUUUAUAAUACAUUUUUUUUUAGAUUUGCCUUGAGAGAGUCUUUAAACCUCUUUUGUUGACCACCGGCAUUACACUUUCCAUUUUUAAGUUCAGGAUAGAGUAGCUGCUUUGGAAGACGAUAAUCAGGCAUCCGCAUACCAUGAUCAGUCCAGCGAAGUGUAUGGAAUAGGACUGAAAGUUUUAAAGGAACUGAUAAGCUACAGCUAUAUUUUGCACAGAAACAUACAAACAUUUCUCCAAUUCAGAAAGUACCAGCACAGGCAAAGGGUAAACCUCUCUUUUUUUGUCCUUCCACCUGUGGAAGGAAGACCUAUCACAUUGUUGGACAUCUUCAGCUCAAAAGUGUACAGUUGCCCCUUUGGAACUCAUUUGUUUGUUCUGUUAGCCUUGUGACUGGUGGCUUCCAUUUUUCUGUUUUGUUUGGUAUGAAACAACGUGCAUCCUUAGUAGAAGCAAGUUAAGCAAAUGUGUGCACGGUCCCUGCAGAAAGUGGGAAGCUUGCGAGAAUCCAAGAAACUGUAAGCUUGCAACUGCUGCUCCAUGUGAGAGUCUAUAUUGAGGAGUCUCCCUUCUCUCUUGGUUGGGUAUUGCUUACCUUUUGAAAUGGGAUGCUUCACUAGCUCUUCCUCUCAUUUUUUAGGACAACCCGGUUUGCAUCCUUCCCAGAUUAUCUCGUGAUCCAGAUCAAGAAGUUCACUUUUGGCCUAGACUGGGUGCCCAAAAAACUCGGUAAGAGGGCUAUUCUUGGAGGUUUUUUGUACAUUUUGUGCUUUCAUCUUGUAUUUUUAUGCUGUGAACUGCCCUGAUAUCUACGGAUGAAAGGUGGUAUUAAAAUGUAAUAAAUAAAUAAAAUGUUGGGAAAUCACGGGUUGUCCAGGGUUGGGAGUGACGCCUCAUAAUUCCAGCAUGGCAACUCUUGUCGCUGCACCAGAUAUUCCAUCCUAGUUGACAAGUGUAAUGACAGUACUUAGCAAAGAUAUAUGGUGUUUCUGAUUGUUCAAAGUGGUUCAGCUCUCCGGUAAUCCUUAAAAUACCCUUGUGAGGUAGGCCACUAUUAUCUGCAAUUGUAGAUAUGGGGGAAAUGAAGGGGGGGCACCACAGGAUGUUAGGUUGCUUAAAACUACCUGGUAGGUUAAUAAUAAUAGAAAUUUAUUAUUUAUAUGCCACCCAUCUGGCUGGGUUUCCCCAGCCUCCCAACAGAAUAUUAAAACACGAUAAAGCAUCAAAAAUUAAAAACUUCCCUAAAAGGGUUGCCUUUAGAUGUCUUCUAAAAGUCAGAUAGUUGUUUCUUUCCUUGACAUCUGUUGGGAGGGCGUUCCACAGGGCGGACACCACUAUCGAGAAGGCCCUCUGCCUGGUUCCCUGUAACCUCACAUUUCACAGUGAGAGAACCGCCAGAAGGCCCUCGGAGCUGGACCUCAGUGUCUGGGCUGAACUAUGGGGGUGGAGAUGCUCCUUCAGAUAUACUGGGCCAAGCCCGUUUAGGGCUUUAAAGGUCAGCACCAACACUUUGAAUUGUGCUCGGAAAUGUACUGGGAACCAAUGUAGGUUUUUCAUGACCAGUGUUAUAUGGCCUCAGCGGCCACUCCCAGUCACCAAUCUAGGUGCCGCAUUCUGGAUUAGUUGUCGUUUCCAGGUCACCUUCAAAGGUAGCCCCACGUAGAGUGCAUUCAGUAGUCCAAGCGGGAGAUAACUAGAGCAUGCACCAUUCUGGCGAGACAAUCUGCGGGCAGGUAGGGUCUCAGCCUGUGUACCAGGUGGAGCUGGUAGACAGCUCCCCUGGAUACAGAAUUGACCUGCGCCUCCAUGGACAGCUGUGAGUCCAAAAUGACUCCCAGGCUGCGCAUCUGGUCCUUCAAGGGCAGAGUUACCCCAUUCAGGACAGGGGAGCCCUCCAUACCUGUCCUCCCCGUCCCCCCAAAACAGUACUUCUGUCUUGUUGGGAUUCAGGCUCAAUCUGUUAGUCGCCGUCCAUCCUCCAAGAGCCUCCAGACACUCACACAGGUUUGUGGCUGUGGACUUCCUGGUUCAUGGUCUCUGCCACUACGCAACAUCUAUUCUUAGGAGCCUCUCCUUAUCGGUGGCCUUGUUCUGUUAGCACGUCCAUAGAUUGUGGCGUUUUCUUUCAUUUUUUACGCUAGCCUUCUUUGUUUAGCCAAUUUACCUUUGACACAAUCCCUGACCUGAUCCCCAUUGUGCUGCUUGCGUUGACAGAUGUCUCCAUCGAAAUGCCAGAUGAGCUGGACAUCUCUGCACUCCAGGGGACGGGACUGCAGCCUGAGGAGGAGGAGAUGCCUGACAUAGCGCCUCCGCUGGUGACGCCAGAUGAGCCCAAAGGUAGCCUGGGUUUCUAUGGCAACGAGGACGACGACUCCUUCUGCUCCCCUCACUUCUCCUCUCCGACAUGUUAGUGACUCUUCUCCUUUCCUCUCUUCCUUGAGUCUCUCACUCACUCACUCACUCAACCCCCCCUCCCUCUCUCUCCUUGUGUCCUGUCACCUGUGUCAGUGCCUUUCCUUCUCCUUGCUCAGUCUGUCUUCCUGUCAGCUCUUCUGUCGAAUUGCUGGCUGCCUGACUCUGCACCACCUUACACUACAUCUCAGGAUCCACUAUUGAAUCAUGGGGGCUUCAGGGAUGGAAUUGUAAAGUCUGAAUCUUACCGGGUGUGUUUCUAGGGAAUCACCCGCCCCCCUUUCUUUUCUUUUUUUAGCCUGAGUCAAUCACUGUUGAAGAUUCAUUCCCCGUGUCUGCAGUCAUGGGAUUGUUGUCUAUCACAUGACUCUGUAUGUUUUCAUUCCACAGAGUGGGAAGUGAUGGAGACAGGAUGUUUGUGUUACUGUGUGCCGUGAAGUGGGACUAUUGUCCUUUGUCUCUUUGCUGUCUGAUGCUAGAGAGAGAGGGAGCCAUGCUGCAGUGCUCUGUGUGUGUUUUUAUGUAAAUAAAGUAGAUUAGCCAAAAUGCUGAGCUACUGAGUUCUGUUACGCAAACUGCGAAAUACUCUGCGUACCUGUAAGUGUGCCGAUGUCUGUUGGCAUCGGUCGCUGUGAUGUUCGGGCACAAGAAAGCUUUUGAAGCUCCCAAACGAUCGACCAGGAGGGAGAGAACAUGCCAGUCAGGCAUUUGUCUCUGCCAGGGUCCUACUCGAGAGUAGGGGCUCCUAACAACCACGCUCAAAUCCUGUCUCUGAGGCACAUCUGUUUAAGAGCUGUGUUCUCCUUUCACAUCUUUUCCCCCAUCUAAUGAGACCUGUGGUGCCCUGGAGCUUUCCGAACCCUUCGUUAACUGAGACCUUGAAUCCCACCAUGAAAUUAGCAGAGUGAAAUGUUAUGGCAAUGGAUGGGGCAUAGUGCACCUUCAGCCUCGUUCAGAAGAGGUAUUCCAGAGAAACAAGCCUCUGCGAUCCUUGGCAAAGUCCGUUUCUUGUCAAAGGGCACUUGCACCUCCUCUGCUCGUAGUCAUUGUCACAUGCAGCAUGUACAUUUCCUUUAGAGAAGACCUGUGCAGCUGUGGCCCACCAAACUGAACGCAGCCCACCAGCUAGAAAGUGUAGCCUGCCAGCAGCUUGACAACCCUCCCAGUCGUCAUAAUUCCUCUGGCUCUCUCAGAAGUCAGUGGCGAAAAGCUCCACUAUUGUCUGCCUGAUCUCCCACCUGAAGGUAGGGCAGCUACCAAAGUCUCCACUGACUGCUCUCAGGAUCAGGUUUGUGAAAUCUCAAAGAAACCGUAGUAUGUCAAGGGCGAAACCGACCUAGUAGGAUGUUCCCCAUCUCCCGUUCCUUAAAUACUUUUGUCGGGAUGGUGUUGUUUUGGCAACAGCCAGAACAGGAGACUGGUGGAGCUGCUGGCUAGCAGGCUACCAUAUAAUAAUAAUAAUAAUAAUAAUAAUAAUCUUAUUUAUAUGUCACCCAUCUGACUGGGUCACCCCAGCCCCUCUGGGCAGCAUGUGGGUUUGGUGAGCCACCAGUUGCACAGCCCUGUGAGGAAGGUAUGGAUGGGAAUAGGGCUUGGUCUAUCUUUAAAAAAAAUAAAUGCUUUUUUGGGGGGGGGGGGGGGGACAUACCUCACAUCAACCAAAAAGGAAGAAGACGAAGAAAAGAGAGGCAUCACAAUGCAUAUAGAAUUGUCCCCCUAGUUAUUAUGAACCCAUAUUGUUCAACAAUAGUACUGUAUUCGUUACGAAGCAUGGUGUUGUAAAUCAUGGUCAUUGUUUGCCAUCUCAUCCCAGGCUUGGUCUGUCUUUGACUCCUCUUUAAGAAAUGUGCGCGGAGCUGGGGAGGUGGUUAUGCCUCUCCCAGCAACUGCUUGUUGCCGCUGCAGGAGUGGCCAUUUCCAUAGACUGCUGGAUACAGGCAUGGCCUUGGCGAAGACGCAUAGUGUGUGCGAGAGAGGAAACCUGCAGAGCGGAAGGCUGGGGCCUGGUCCUGCGAAGUGCUUGGCCAGAAGUGGUGCUUUCUGGAGACCUCUAACCCUUUCCCCUCCCAUUGCAGCCCCCAUGUUGGAUGAGUCUGUGAUUACUCAACUGGUGGAGAUGGGCUUUCCGAUGGACGCCUGCCGCAAAGCUGUGUAUUACACUGGGAACAGUGGGGCUGAGGCGGCGAUGAACUGGGUCAUGUCCCACAUGGAUGAUCCAGGUACGUCAGCAGUGUGGGUCCCUAUUCUCAGGGCAUUAAAUUUUUCCUCCUGCUGGGAUUAGGACAUGUUGGGCGGGGAAACUCCAUGGCUCCCACCUUUUCCCUCGUUCUUCUUUUCUCUAGAUUUUGCAAAUCCUCUGGUUCUUCCUGGAUCCAGUGGACCAGGUUCCACCAUCGCUUGUCCAGACCCUCCAUCAGAAGACAGUGUGGCCACCAUCGUCUCCAUGGGCUUUUCCCGGGAUCAGGCCAUGAAAGCGCUCAGAGCUACGGUGGGUCAAGGGUGAAAGAUGAGCAGAACAUUCCUCCUCUUCUGCUUCUCCUCUGCAUCAUUGUGCCUGGAACUGUGCCCUUUGGGGGCAGGGGGGAAGAAUUGGGUGGGCUCCUAGCUUGACUGUUUGCAAUCCUCUCCUCCGCAGAAUAACAGCCUCGAGCGGGCUGUGGACUGGAUCUUCAGCCAUAUUGACGACCUGGACGCAGAAGCGGCCAUGGACAUUUCGGAGGGGCGUUCGGCGGCCGAAUCCAUAUCUGAAUCUGUCCCUGUAGGGCCAAAAGUGCGUGAUGGAUCUGGAAGUGAGUCUGCAACCCUGGGGGAGUUUUGGCUUUCGAGGGUUGAGUAGUUUUGGUACCCUGGCGCUUUAGAACAUCGUGGUCCAUACUGUGGUUGCCUAGAUCUGUGCCUCACCCAUCAGUCUGCAUCCCAAGCCCUGAAGCCCUUAUUUAUUUCUCCCCACCCCACUCCCAGUUGGGAGCUUGGCACCAAAUUGACCUAGAUAAUUUGCUCCCAUAAGAUAGGGUGAUAGCUGCUGUCUUAGGUGGCUUUAAAACCGGGAUUGGACAAGUCAUGGCGGCUGGGGCUAUAAAAGGCUCCUAGCCAUAUUGGAGAAGGUACCUGUGAAUUCCUUAUGCCAGCCAGCAAACAAUGCAGGAAGGGUUAUUGCCGUUGUUUCCUGGAAAUAACUGGGUGGUUAUGGGUGGCAACUAGAUGGGCACUGGCCAGGUCCAGAAAGGCUCUUCGACUGACUUUAUCUGAACCAGUCUUGUGUCCUCUGGCACCUUCUUUAAGGGGACGGGAGUGUUUGAAGACAGACUUGGUGCCGUUCCAGAUUAUCACACACACACAGAUGCACAUGCCAUGGCCUGCCUCUCAUCUGUACAUGUCAAUGAGGCUGUUCUUCAGGACAGCUCAUCCAGUCUCAUAAUGUACCAGAUCCUACAUUGAUUCGUGCAUUGCAGAGGGUUGGACUAGAUGACCCUCGGGGUCCCUUCCAGCUCUUCAGUUCUACAAUUCUACUAUCCUCUGGCGGUUUGAGGGAGAGCUAUGCAGAGAGGGUAGCAAGCAUGCUUGACUCCUUCCUUUCGCUCUUUCAGAAUACCAGCUUUUUGCCUUCAUCAGCCACAUGGGCACAUCCACUAUGUGUGGCCAUUACGUCUGUCAUAUCAAGAAGGAUAGCAGGUAAGGGGGAAACAAAAGUACCUUUUGAGAGAGUUGGGGGGGCGGGCGGGGUGGACAAGGAAGGAUUCUGAAGGCAGCCAGCCAACUAGAUUUGUGUUACUUACAAUCUAACCCUAAAAAUUAAACAAGGCAGUCCAAGCGGAAGUUAGAAACAUGAAUUUUCAGCAAGUUGGCAGUUUUUUACUCCCGGUGCAUAUUCCUUGGUCUGCAGUGAAAUAUGUCUUUGAAUUUUGUAGGCAGUGAAGAAGCCCUGUAACUGCCUUGAUCGGCCAUUGCGGAAGGGCAGCUUGGCUACUGGAAGUGCCCAUAUGCUGGGCUAUGUGUGCUUUUUAAAUAAAAUUCUGCCCCAAAGGAAUCCCAAGCCUGUAAUGCCCAUUACGCAAAGUGGCGUUUUAGAGGGGGGAAAUAAUAAUUGUGCCCUAUUGAUACAUUGUUUCACUUACAUUUGAGAGUGGGGGGUGUAAUAGCUAUGUUGAAUAUCUUAUUAUCUCACCUCUCUGGCUGCUGAGAUUUAAGCAGGCAUUCGAUCGGUUCACUUCGGAGCAUUCUUUGCCACCAUAAGGACUAGAAACUUGGUUUCCUUUCAUAAAAGGAAAAGAAAUAAUUUCAAUAAAUCCCUCUUCUCCCCGCCCCACUCCAGAUGGGUGAUCUACAACGACCAGAAAGUCUGCGCCUCUGAAAAGCCUCCAAAGGAUCUUGGCUACAUCUACUUCUACCAGCGAAUCUCCAGCUAGGACCCUCUCCUGCCAGAUGUGGAGUAGGAGCCAGGCGAUGGCAGGAGGAGGGGAAAUGGCAGCGAUGAAUGCAACGAAGAGGGCCAACUCUCAACCCCUAUGUGUCUGUGUGCCACUGCUGCGGCCCCAGGAGCAGUAUCCCUCCUCGAGGAAGCUGGAGUUUGCUGCCCCUCUGGACACUGGUGGGCGGGGGUGGGGGUGGGUUUGAACCUCUGUGUAAGAGCAAGAAGGCGGGGAAUAUAUAUCUCACUGAACCCAGGCACCCAGGGGACAUCUGUGCACAACAUGUUUCCUCUUGAUGUAACUAUAACACGCUUGGACAAUUUAGAAAGGGGUGGGGACAGGAGGGAGCACUUGGGUUACGUGUGGCUUUCUGUACCAUAUAGGGCGGCUUUCCCCCCCCUCACCCCCACCCUGGGAAUUGUGCUGGGGGGAACCUGGGCCGUAAAGUUAGCACCAGUUCUUCAUGUGCCCCUUAUAUGCCAAAACACAAAGGAUCAAAUAAAAACCUUGUACCCCCCUUCCAGCAA